This is a messenger RNA of Arabis nemorensis, 759 nucleotides long. Lineage: Eukaryota; Viridiplantae; Streptophyta; Magnoliopsida; Brassicales; Brassicaceae. The record is from the annotation of a GenBank genome assembly.
AUGGCGACCCAGAUCAGCAAGAAGAGAAAGUUCGUUGCCGAUGGUGUCUUUUACGCUGAGCUGAAUGAGGUCUUAACCCGAGAGCUAGCCGAGGAUGGUUACUCUGGUGUUGAGGUCCGUGUCACUCCGAUGCGUACCGAAAUCAUCAUCAGAGCCACUCGUACCCAAAACGUUCUCGGUGAGAAGGGUAGGAGGAUUAGAGAGUUGACAUCUCUUGUUCAAAAGAGAUUCAAAUUUCCUGUGGACAGUGUUGAGCUUUACGCUGAAAAGGUUAUGAACAGAGGUCUCUGUGCCAUUGCUCAAGCUGAGUCUCUUCGUUACAAGCUUCUCGGUGGUCKYGCCGUYCGUAGGGCAUGCUAUGGUGUUUUGAGGUUUGUUAUGGAGAAUGGAGCUAAAGGAUGCGAAGUCAUUGUGAGUGGAAAACUACGUGCACAACGUGCUAAGUCGAUGAAGUUCAAGGAUGGCUACAUGGUUUCAUCAGGUCAGCCAACCAAGGAGUACAUUGAUUCUGCAGUGAGGCAUGUUAUGCUUAGACAGGGCGUGCUAGGCAUUAAGGUGAAGAUAAUGCUUGACUGGGACCCUACGGGCAAACAAGGACCGAUGACACCAUUGCCGGAUGUUGUGAUCAUCCAUCCUCCAAAGGAAGAAGGUAAAGUUACGCCUGUUCCAGAAAGUUUAGUUCUGCCUGUUCCGCCUUUUCCUGUGGCUCCGGAAGCUUCUCUAACAAGCACAGAUUACCCAGAAAUGCCAGUGGCUUAG